Messenger RNA from Ostrinia furnacalis (Asian corn borer), 663 nucleotides. It is a transcript of the gene mRpS10, whose product is annotated as mitochondrial ribosomal protein S10. The transcript has 4 exons. Lineage: Eukaryota; Metazoa; Arthropoda; Insecta; Lepidoptera; Crambidae. The record is from RefSeq and is a predicted model, not a curated record. Gene Ontology annotation, cellular component: mitochondrial small ribosomal subunit; mitochondrion. The coding region runs from base 94 to 615 and encodes 173 amino acids.
AAAUAGCAAACAACAACAAUCAAUCAAUCAGCUGUCUGUUUUCAAAACUUGAAAAGUUUUCAGAUACCGAUUCGUUGUUAACAAUCGCCUCUUAUGAAUCUUGUCAGGAGUAUCUGGCGUUCAACGCCAGCCGUACGUAAUGCUUUCGUCAAUAAUUACGCUAGUUUGCGGCCUCUUUCAACCACCGUUACACCAGUCACUCCAGUUCCAAAUUUAGAAGAUGUCCCAUCGACAGUGGAACUCGAUAAACUGUUUAAGAGAGUGGAGUUGGAGAUGAGAGGCAUAGAUCCCGCAGUUCUGUUGAGUUACUCCUGGUUUUGUGUGGCAGCUGCUUCCCAUUUGGGCAUUGAAGUCACUAAAAAUUGGGCCUUAAGAAAAUCAGAAAAAGAAAGGCACACUUUACUCAGAGCUGUGCAUAUUUACAAAAAACAUAGAGUACAAUAUGAAAUCCGUACAUACUUCAGAUUCUUACACUUGCAACGACUUACUGGAUCAACUUGCGACACAUACUUGGAAUACAUUGAAAGAAAUCUCCCAGAAGGAUGUGCUCUGAAGGUCACAAAAGUGGAAUGUCAGAAAAUGCCAGAACACAUAAAACCACCAAGUCAAGAAUAAUUAAAAAAGUUCUUUGUAGAUUUGUUAAUAAAACUUAUUGUUAGACUA